Molecule: messenger RNA, 1053 nt
Organism: Olea europaea var. sylvestris
Lineage: Eukaryota; Viridiplantae; Streptophyta; Magnoliopsida; Lamiales; Oleaceae
Product: bifunctional riboflavin biosynthesis protein RIBA 1, chloroplastic-like
Exons: 3
Biological process (GO): riboflavin biosynthetic process
Cellular component (GO): chloroplast
Molecular function (GO): GTP cyclohydrolase II activity; 3,4-dihydroxy-2-butanone-4-phosphate synthase activity
Source: RefSeq, a predicted model, not a curated record
GAGGCCUAAUACGAACUGUGAUUUGCAGAUAUAGGAGGAAAAGAGAUAGAUUAGUAGAACACACAUCUGCUGCUCAGAUACCUACCAUGUGGGGCCCGUUCAAUGCCCAUUGUUACAGGUCCAUUAUAGAUGGAAUUGAGCAUAUCGCCAUGGUUAAGGGCGACAUUGGUGAUGGACUUGAUGUUUUAGUCAGAGUGCACUCAGAAUGUCUUACUGGGGAUAUAUUUGGAUCAGCUAGGUGUGACUGUGGGAGCCAGCUGGCACUUGCCAUGCAACAGAUUGAGGCUGCUGGCAGAGGUGUCUUGGUUUACCUCCGGGGGCAUGAGGGAAGGGGAAUUGGUUUGGGCCACAAGCUUCGUGCAUACAACCUGCAAGAUGCUGGGCGUGACACCGUCGAAGCAAAUGAAGAGCUUGGUUUGCCUGUUGAUUCAAGAGAGUAUGGGAUCGGUGCACAGAUAUUAAGAGAUCUUGGGGUUAGAACUAUGAAGCUGAUGACAAAUAAUCCAGCGAAGUACAGCGGGCUAAAGGGCUAUGGUUUAGCUGUUGCAGGAAGAGUUCCUCUUCUGACUCCCAUCACGAAGGAGAACAAGAGAUAUCUAGAGACAAAACGUGCUAAAAUGGGCCACAUUUAUGGCAUUGGAACCAAUGGCCUCCCUAACCUUAUUAACGGUAAGAAUGGGAAAUCAGGUGCAGAAAGUUCAGCUGCAUCUGAGUUGUAAAACCAUUUGCCUGUUUUCGACACACUACCCAUACAUGUAGAUGGACUAAGAGCAAGAGGAGAGGCUACUAGUAUUCUUAUCCAAAUCAAGAAUGUGACAAAAAAUGGAAUAACUAGCGUAUUCUAUUGAUUUAUUUGGAUCAUCUCAAAUUCUUAUAUGAUUCUUCCUGAGAAAUGAAAAGAUAGCUGAUCAUUAAUUGAACCAUUGUUUCCUCAAAAAGUAUAUAACGAGCAUUAAUUGUCAUGGAUUCUAGCUAGUCAUUGGGUUCAUUUUCAUUAUGUACGCUAUUCUUCUUGGUAAACAUGUACCAAAUGUCAAUUUACGUUAAAAGGAA